Messenger RNA from Colletotrichum fioriniae, 1542 nucleotides. RefSeq lists its product as uncharacterized. The record is from RefSeq and is a predicted model, not a curated record. Gene Ontology annotation, biological process: spliceosomal tri-snRNP complex assembly. NCBI's taxonomy places the organism in Eukaryota, Fungi, Ascomycota, Sordariomycetes, Glomerellales, Glomerellaceae.
AUGACCGCCGGCGCCUCCAUCGACGCCCCUCUCCGGCCCGCCCUUUUCAAAAACUCGGGCCUGCCAAAGUCCGACUCUUCCGUCUCCACUAGAGCUCCAUCCUGCAAAUCCAUCCGCGUCACCGGCGCCCAUCCUCUCGGCUCUUUGCACGUACACCAGCCUGUCGACUCCUCCCUGUCGCAACAAGUCACCAUGGACCCCAACACCGUCCCCGACGACGAUGAGCCCCCGCCUCUGGCACCCAUCGAGUUUCUCGAUGUCGCCGCCAGCGCGAACCAGCAGGCCUCUCCUCAGCAUGAGCACCAACUUGGAGGAGGAGAUGUUGUCCUCGUCAUGGACUUGCCUGCUCACUUCACCGUAGGCUACGAUUCUAUCUCCUUCACCGCCCGCGAGUUUGUCGGCGUCAGAGACAUUCCUCUCGGUCCGCACUUCUUCUGGGUCUCGGAGACGGAGGCCAGCACUACGCGCUCCGGUUUUUGGAUCAUCAGCACGGCCGUCGAAAAGAUCCACGUUAUGCAGUGGGACAAGUUCAACGAGGUCAUCGGCGAGCCCGCCAGCCAGGUCGAAGCCCGUUUCCAAAAGGAUAAUAUCCAAGACAUCUACCCCAAGUUGGCUCCCUACCAGAUCCGCGCUCUCAAUGCCACCGUCAAAUCGGCUACAUCCGGUUCUUCCAGUCCCGAACCCGAGUUCGCAAGAAACACCAACAUUUGGCAGCAGCUGACCAACGCCAUCACCGCGCCUCUCUUGAGCAGAAUUACCGCCCGCCAGGCCAGUGACUGGGCUGUGCAUACCUCGGACCGCGUGAGGGGGGCGCUUAUGCUUCCCGCUGAGCUCGAGCUUGAAAAGAGAAUGCCCAGUGUUGUCGCGAGCACAGAGUUGAACUUUACCUUUAGCCAGGGCGCCAAAACAUACGAUGCAGAAAGUGUCGGCGCUCAACGUACUGAGCAGGCAGUUGAUGCGACUGCUCACUUGCUUUCCAGCGGUGUCACCGACGAUGCCGUUGUCGGUGAGCUCCAGUUUGCCUUCAUUGUCGGUAUGCAUCUUGGCAACGAGGCGUGUAUCCAGCAGUGGUGGCACAUGCUGGUCUCCAUCAUCUUGAAGAGCUACACACUGCCUCUCAAGCGCCCAGAGCUGGCCCGCUCGCUCUUGCAGACUAUCACGGCUCAGCUUGUCUAUAACGAACGCUACCUCGAUGGGUCUGUUCUCGACUACGGUCCUUCGUAUGCCCGUGACCUACGCAUGGCCCUCAUUGUCUACAAGCGACGACUCAACGAAGUGCUCCUCGGUCUCAAUUCGCUUGCCACUCCUGAGCAGGCUGCCGUCGGUCAGGCCUUCUCUGAACUCGAGACGUGGGUUUGGAAGUUUGGCUGGGAUAUCAGGAGCGACUACCUCAGAAAGGGUAAGACCAUGCUAGAGGACGGCGAAGAGGUCGAGCUUGAGAUGGACGACCUUGAAGCUGAAGAUGAACGUGGCGAGUUCGCUGCUGUGGUUGUUGAACUGGAUGAGAGCGGAAAGCAGAAAGACCUUGUCUCAUGGGAUUAG